CCCGAAACUCGCCGCGCGAGCCUGGGGCACCGGUGGCCUCGGCGCAAGGGCGACGCGCCGGACUUUCCUCGGCGCCCAGGUGGAGAGUCCGUAUCCCCCGCGCGAGGGGGGGCGCCCCAGACCAGGAGCACCCCGGAGGAAAGCCGUGUGUACCCCGGGUCCACGGACACCGCAGCCUGGGAGGAUUCCCGCCCCCCAGGCCCCCCCACGGGGAGAAACCCCCGACGACGAGCGUCUCUGAUUGGAGCAUCCCAGGCCGGGACACGCCCCCUGGCCCCGCGGCGCCCCACUUGGAGCCGCGUCCCACCCACAGCCUCCGCGCGCCGCUGCCAGGCGCCCUUUCUUCCUUCUGAGCCUCCUCUGUUCCUUCUGUUUGUUGUUUCCCUUUCCCCAGCCUUCUCGAGUUGCCUUACAUCUUUGAUCACACGUGGGGCGCCUCUCUUUGCGUCGGGGGCGCACAGGGCUGGGGAGACGGCGGGUCGCAGUUUCUCACCCGCCUUUGGAACGCCUGUCUCCGCUGUCGCGACCCGAGUGAGUGCAGGAGGGACGGCCGCCCCCGCCCCCGCCCCCGCCCCGACCCCGGCCGCGGGGGACUCCCCUCUGAAGAGAAAACAUUGGAGGCAGAAUCCUAAAUAUGCAUCAUAUAGAACUACUCUUGACACUUUUGGCGCUUAUGUUUACAAGAACCUUAGAAACUUGUACUUCACGUUUUAACAUCACUGCGGUCAGAGGCGAACCUUUCUAUCUGAAAUAUUGCCCAUCAGCAUCUGAGCACAAGAAUGAAGCAACCGCCAUAAAAUGGUACAAGAGCAAUGAAUCACAUGGGCGCAUUGAGCUAAAUUCAAGGAAUUCACCCAGAAUUACUCUGCACGAUUAUAUUUUGGAGUUUUGGCCAGCUGAGUUGGAGGACAGUGGAUCUUACUUUUUCCAAAUGGGAAAUGAUACCCGUGAAUGGAAAUUAAAUGUCAUUGCAAGAAGGAAAUACAGCUGUUUUGCUGAAAAACAACUAAUUAGUAAAAUUGUGGAAGUUCAAAAAUCUUUGCAUAUAAACUGUGAACAUACAUACUAUCAAAAACUGUCCAAUAGAACAUCACUGUAUAAGAACUGUGAAAAGAUAGAGAACAAUAAAAACCCAGCUUUACAGAAGAAUGCAGAAUUUAAUGAUCAGGGAUAUUAUACCUGUGUGUUUUUCAUUCAUCAUAAUGGAAAACUAUUUAAUGUCACCAAAACCUUCAAUGUAACAGUAGUUGGAGAUCGCAGUAAAAUAAUUCCUGUUCUUCUUGGACCAAAGCUUAACCACGUGAAGGUGGAAUUAGGAAAAGAUGUAGAACUCAACUGCUCUGCUUUGGCGAAUGAAAAGGAUGCAGUUUAUUGGAACGUGUGGGAGGAAAAUGGGAAGGAACCUAACGUACAUGAAGAGGACAUAACAAGAAUUAGGACCCUGGAAGGCAAAUUGUAUGCAUCAAGAAUAUUGAGAAUUGAGAAUAUUAAUGAAAAAAAUCUACUUUUUUCAUAUAAUUGCUCUGUGGCCAGCGAGGGAGGCACAGACACCAUCCACUUUGUCUUGCUGAAAAAAGAAGAUAUGGCUGAUAUAUCAGGCUACGUCUUCACCAGAGGAAUGAUUAUAGCUGUUUUGAUCUCAGUGGGAGUUGUGUGCCUAGUGAUUAUAGGUGUCAUUUAUAGAGUUGACUUGGCCCUAUUUUAUAGACAUUGCAUGGGAAAAGAUGAAACAUUGACAGAUGGGAAAACAUACGAUGCUUUUGUGUCUUACCUAAGAGAAUGUGGACCCGAGAAUGGAGAGGAGUACACCUUCGCUGUGAAGAUCUUGCCCGAGGUGUUGGAGAAACACUUUGGGUAUAAAUUAUGCAUAUUUGAAAGGGAUGUAGUGCCUGGAGGAGCUGUUGUUGAUGAAAUCCACUCGUUGAUAGAAAAAAGUCGAAGACUAAUCAUUGUCCUAAGUAAAAGCUACAUGUCUAAUGAAGUCAGGUAUGAACUUGAAAGUGGACUCCACGAAGCACUGGUAGAAAGGAAAAUUAAAAUCAUCUUAAUUGAAUUUACACCUGUCAGUGACUUCACGUUCUUCCCCCAAUCACUAAAGCUUUUGAAAUCUCACAGAGUUCUGAAGUGGAAUGCUGAUAAACCUCCAUCGUAUAAUUCAAGGUUCUGGAAAAAUCUUCUUUAUCUGAUGCCUGCAAAAAUGGUCAAGCCAUGUAGAGCUGAAUCUGAAGACUUGACUGUUCUUUCAAAGUUCUGAUCUUUAGGAAACCUGAAUAUAAGAAAGAACUCUUGAUGCUCUGGGCCCAGAGUCGAUGAACCUGUUUUUACCAAAGGGUACUAUUAAAAAUAUUGACCUCUCUGAAAAUCCUACUUACAGUUUGAAGAUGAAAGCUGUCAUUAGGUUGCUAGGAAUAAGACUUGCUCCCAGGGAAACAUGGAAUUCAAAAGCAAUGGAUCUCCCGUUUCUCCCUCCUCUAUAACUGGCUACAGGUGCUCAUUCUCAAUCCAUAUUCAGUAACUGUGAGGCUGGACACGGAGCAAAAUACCUUGUGCCUUAUUAAAAGGGCAUAUCUUUAUAUUUUUAAUAUCAGUGAUUGAACUAAAGGAUUUUAAGUUCAUGAAGAGCAUUUUCUAUGAUCCAGUAGGUGACAUAAUAACGAGAAUGGGGCCUUCACUGUAGCACAGGGCAGCCUACCUCUAAGCACCAUGGACAGUGCCUGGGAAGUGGCAAAGGGCUGCUGGGGCUGUGUACAUUAGGGGACCAAGGCGUGGCAGGACCUCAGCCUCAGGACACAUUUAAUGUGUUCCAGCUGUAGCUGCAAGCCAAUGGGUUAUUGGAAACCCCUAAAGCACUGAAAAGGGCUUGCUUAAUUGGGCCUGUUUGGAGGGAACUUCCCCAAAUUGUUUUAUUAUUCAUGAAAGACACACAUUUUAAUGAAGGUAAUUCUGUUGGGUUUUUCAAAACUGGCCUAAAACAUUUAUUUAUUUAACAGGUAUGUUUACAGGCAGGGUAGAUGCCAAAUCAUAUUUUCCAUAUUAGCCAUUAGUCACUAUUAUCUGUUAGCCACAGUAAAUUAUGGUAGGUACUUGCUUGAUUUUUUUUAAAUGACAUAUUUAACAUGCCUUUAAAGUGGAGGUGGCAUGGCAUGAUGGUUGAGCAUGAGCCAUGCACUCAAGUCACUCGAGCUCAAAUCCUGGGCUUGCUAUUUACUUCUGUGAACCCCUAGAACCUUUUUUUUAAUAUAAUUCAUGAGAGACACAGAGAGAAAGAGAGGCAGAGAGAGAAGCAAAGAAGCAGACUCCAUGCAGGGAGCCCGAUGUGGGACUCAAUCCCAGGACUCCAGGAUCACUCCCUUGGGCCAAAGGCAGGUGCCCAACCACUGAGCCACCCAGGCGUCCCCCAUAGAACCUUUUGAACCAAUCUAUGCCUCUAUUUCCUUAUCUGUAAAUUAUAAUUUAUAGUAAUUUUACUUACUUCACAGGGGAACUAAAUGAAUAAAUCUAAAGUACUUACAAGAGUUCUUGGCACAGACUUAGAAGUGUAUGUGUGGCUAAUUCUAUUAUUAUUAUUAAUUGUCACUAUUAAUUGUUAUUAUUGUUAGAUGAGUUAUUUAGCAGUGAAUGAAAAUGGAAGGCAGAGAUCUGGAAAGAAAAAGAGAUCUGGAAGGAAGGCAGUUUUGACUUGAGGACAUUUGUAUAUAUAGAGAAGCGUAUCAGUAGGGCAAAAGAUAUUUCUCCAUUAGACACAUGAAACUUUUGACACUGGAAGACAUGUGUCUUAUCUCCCUAAGGUGAGCCCAGCACUGUGGGUGGGCCUUCUUGGUGGCCUUGGCUGUCAUGGCUGUCUGUGGAAAUCACUGAGUGAGGGACAAAUAUCCGCCUUACACAGAAAGUAAAGAGUUGGGUAAAUCUGGAAGCCUGGUUAAAAUACAUGGUUGCAGCAUGAAUGUCCCAGAAAAGUUUAAAGCAGACUGUUUAAAACAGCUGUGGUGGAGGGGCAUCUGGGUGGCUCAGUGGUUGAGCAUUUGCCUUAGUCUCAGGGCGUGAUCUCGGAGUCCCGGGAUCGAGUCCCACAUCGGGUUCCCUUCAAGGAACCUGCUUCUCCUUCUGCUUAUGUCUCUGCCUCUCUCUGUGUGUCUCUCAUGAAUAAAUAAGUAAAAUCUUUUUUUUUUUUUAAAAAAAAAAGCUGUAGUAGAUAUUGCUGAAAAUUUUUAAAAACCUGAGAUUAGAUUUUCAGUGUGAGAAAGAGAUUUACUUUUUAUAGAACUUAAAAUUUUGUGGGCUAGUUGGGUGGCUAAAGUAAAAAUUUUAACUACUAGCUUAAUGUUUUAUGUGUAAAAACAUACAGUUUAGGGAAAUUUUAUUGCUAUCAUCAGAGUCUCUAAUACAUAGACUGAUUUUGCUUUUAUAUUAUGUAUGCUAUAAAAUGUAUUGAGUGUAUUUUGUAUUAGAUGUGUUAAAUAUAUACAUUAAAUAUAUGCUUUAAAAGACAUUUAAA
This is a messenger RNA of Canis lupus familiaris (dog), 4495 nucleotides long. It is a transcript of the gene IL18R1, whose product is annotated as interleukin 18 receptor 1. The coding region runs from base 635 to 2254 and encodes 539 amino acids. The transcript has 11 exons. Gene Ontology annotation, biological process: interleukin-18-mediated signaling pathway; positive regulation of type II interferon production. The record is from RefSeq and is a predicted model, not a curated record. NCBI's taxonomy places the organism in Eukaryota, Metazoa, Chordata, Mammalia, Carnivora, Canidae. Gene Ontology annotation, molecular function: interleukin-18 receptor activity; interleukin-18 binding.